Molecule: messenger RNA, 1639 nt
Organism: Gossypium arboreum
Lineage: Eukaryota; Viridiplantae; Streptophyta; Magnoliopsida; Malvales; Malvaceae
Product: cystathionine beta-lyase, chloroplastic
Exons: 13
Coding region: 139-1536 (465 amino acids)
Biological process (GO): transsulfuration; 'de novo' L-methionine biosynthetic process
Cellular component (GO): cytoplasm
Molecular function (GO): pyridoxal phosphate binding
Source: RefSeq, a predicted model, not a curated record
AAAUUUGACAAUUUGCAUGGAUACCGAGUGGAAUUAACCCUAUUAUAAGUUGUAGUUAACUGGCGGCACUGAAAAAGCUCAUAAAGCCUAAAACAGUUUUAAAAUAUAAUCAUCCGCAGUUGAUUUGGGGGAUCAGAAAUGGCAUCAUCGCCCACUCUCAAGCCUUUCGUUUCCUCUCUCUACUCUGAUCCUACCCGCCACUGCGGUUCUUUGCUAGAAAAUUAUUUUCCAAGAAGUUUUCAGGUUAGGAAGGAAUUAUGUUUAGAGGAAAAGCUAAAGUUGUCCACAAAGCAAUUCAGAUUGAAUUGUUUAGGGCACAGAGACAUGGAUGUUAGUGCUUCAGUUUUGGCUGAUUCUGUUACAGAUGCUCAAUUGGAUGUCAACGAGGAAGACCCUAGCAUUUCGACUUUAUUGAUGAAUUUUGAUAGUAAUUUUGAUCCUUAUGGUGCAAUGAGUACACCUCUUUACCAAACAGCUACAUUUAAGCAGCCUUCGGCAACUGAAAAUGGGCCUUAUGAUUAUACUAGGAGUGGAAACCCUACGCGGGAUGUCCUGGAAAGGCUCUUGGCAAAGCUUGAGAAGGCAGAUAGAGCAUUUUGCUUUACCAGCGGAAUGGCUGCUUUGUCUGCUGUUGCUAAUCUUGUUGGAACUGGCCAAGAAAUUGUUGCUGGAGAUGACAUCUAUGGUGGCUCUGAUCGUUUAUUAUCUCAAGUAACUCCAAGAUCUGGAGUUGUGGUAAAACGAGUAAACACUAGUGAUCUGAGUGAAGUUGCAAAAGUUAUUGGCCCCAAGACAAAGCUUGUGUGGCUGGAGAGUCCUACCAAUCCUCGACAACAAAUUGCUGAUAUUCGUAGAAUUGCAGAAAUGGCUCAUACCCAUGGGGCCAUUCUGUUGGUGGACAACAGUAUUAUGACCCCAGUAUUGUCAAGGCCAUUGGAACUUGGAGCAGACAUUGUCAUGCAUUCUGCUACUAAAUUUAUGGCUGGGCAUAGUGACCUCAUGGCAGGCGUGCUUGCUGUUAAAGGAGAGAGCUUGGCAAAGGAGUUGUAUUUCCUACAAAACGCAGUUGGCUCUGGUUUAGCUCCUUUUGAUUGUUGGAUCUGUUUAAGAGGCAUCAAGACCAUGGCUUUACGUGUUGAAAAGCAACAGGAAAAUGCACAGAAGAUAGCCGAGUUCCUUUCUUCCCAUCCACGAGUGAAGAAAGUGAACUAUGCUGGUCUUCCUAAUCACCUUGGACGUGAUUUACACUAUUCUCAGGCAAAGGGCGCAGGAUCUGUACUUAGUUUUUUGACAGGUUCUCUGGCACUCUCGAAGCAUGUUGUUGAGACGACUAAAUACUUCAGCAUAACAGUUAGUUUCGGGAGCGUGAAAUCUCUCAUAAGCCUACCGUGCUUCAUGUCACAUGCAAGUAUUCCGAGUGCAGUCCGUGAGGCUCGAGGUCUAACCGAAGAUCUUGUUCGUUUAUCAGUUGGAAUCGAGGAUGUAGAGGAUCUCAUUGCGGAUUUAGACAAUGCCCUCAGAACUGGCCCUCUGUAGUUGCUGUCUUGCUUGCUAGAUGAUGUAUUUGAUUAGUCCUUUAAACUGUUUUGGUUUGUACAAUUAUUGAGUUAAUAAAUGAGAGAUUAAUAUACAUUAAUAA